ACGGCUGUUCAUCAUUCGCCUAGCAUUAACGCUCUGCCGUGUUCUGUGAAAAUAUGCUUGUGCAAACAGGUAUAUACGUCUUCAAAGGAAAAGGAGUUAAUAAGUGAGAAUACUGGAAUGUCGUCAAUUCACUUUAUCCAAUAGGAGACGGUUUAGAAGAAUGUACGACAGUGAAUUGUACAAGAAUGACCGACAGAUUGGAUUUCUGAUCACACUGUUAGCGAACAGUUAUUUCAAAUAUUAUUUUCUUAGCACAUCGCGCGAGAGUAACUGGGAGUUUUAGAAAAUCUCAGAACUAAUCGUAGGGUUACUACGAACUCUGUUUACAUCAAAAGAACGCAAAAGCUCCGAUACAAUGAAUUGAAUAUACAAUUACAUUUUAUAUAAAGUUUACUUUGGAGACGUUUUUAUUUUGAGAUGGAUUGUUAUAAAAGGGUUAAUUAGCGUCCAUUUUCAUAGAUUUUUUUUUAUCUCAGCAUUUUCGUGUGUAUAAGAAAUCAAACAACAACAAAGACAAUUAAAAAAAGGUAAAAAAUUGAUAUUGUUUGGAUUUUUUGUCGUCGCUUUGAUAAUGGAUAAUUGUGAUGCCACGAGAUCCAAUAUGUGCACAAAAUCUAUAAUUAUUACAAGAAAAUGGUUUUAGUAAAACAUGGAUUCGAAAUGAUGAAAAGGAAAUCAGUUGCGACUUUUUUUCUUUGAUGCUACUUUUUUUUCAGUAAUAUUUAUUUGACCAUAACUACUGGAACUAUGGAUUACGCGUAUGAUGAUGUAGAUGUAGAUGUAGAUUACAGCUUUUAUGGACUUGAUUACGGUAAUGAGACGUUGGAUUAUGGAAACAUUCCUUUCCCCGGGGAGAUAAAGAAAGUGCCCUUGUACGAGAUCAUUCUGAAAUCCUACCUUUACGCUAUGAUCAUUUUCUUUUCCUUGGUAGGAAACACGUUGAUUAUAGUGGUGGUGCUACGGCAUAAACAAAUGAGGACAACGACCAACUUCUACAUCGUGAAUCUUGCUGUCGCUGACAUCCUUGUGACGGUCUUCUGUACUUGGGUCCAUCUCGUAAACAAUCUAAACAACAAUAACUGGGUGUUGGGAGGCUUCUUCUGUAAAUUCAACACAUUCUCACAAGUCUUAUGUCUGGUAGCAAGUGUUCUGUCCUUGACCUUGAUUGCUUACGACAGAUUCUUCGGGAUCGUUUUUGCACUGAAGGCUCACAUGACGAAUCGAAAAGCUCGCUUCUCCAUAGGUGUUAUCUGGCUGUGUUCAUUUGCUAUCGCUGCCCCGUUGUUAUGGUUCCGAGAGCUUAAAGAACGUCAAUGGCUAGACUAUACAGAACGAUGGUGCGAUGACACGUGGCCACUGGAAACAAAAUCAGUUCCAGGAUUAAAUUAUACCGUGGAAUACAUGCCAUCGAGGACAAUAUAUUUCACAUUCGUGUCAGCUGUCCUAUAUUUCUUCCCUAUGAUUGUGAUGACAAUAGCGUACUCAGUUAUCAUCAGAAAACUCAGAUCAAGUACCAUUCCUGGUGAAAGAGUGAAUGCUGGUUACGAAGCACAGCAAAAGACAAAACGAAAGGUGAUUGCAAUGUUGGUGACAAUUAUGGCAGUGUUCGGUGUAUGUUGGUUACCCUACCAGAUAGUUCUGCUCUACAGUGAGCUUCGAGAGACAAGAGAAAUGCUCGGGGAAUGGUACUUUACGAUGCAGUUUCUGGCAGGAUGUUUUGCGUACUCUAACAGUGCUCUCAAUCCGUUGAUUUACGCAGGAUUUAACAAGAAUUUCAAACAAGGUUUGCGUGGGGUAUGGCAGACUGUUCGUUGUCACAGAAACCCAGCAGUAAUGGACCCUAAAACAUAUGGAACGUAUCAUUCGUCAACAUAUGCCACUGCUUUAUAGUCUAGAUACUGACAUUGUUUAUGUUUGUUUCCAUAGUCUGAUCAAGAGGGACCAUGUGUACUAUGCUGUUGAUAGGUUAAGAAUUCUGCACGAACGUAUCUAAAGUCUUUUGUUGUACAUUUUGUAAAAUGCCGCAAUAAUUAUUUUGCUCUCGUGUACAUGUAGCUUGAAAACGUGACCAGAUACAAACUGGUGACUAAAACUAUGAAAGAGCAUCUGAUCACACGAAUCCAGCCGUAGCUGAAGUUGUGUUUUUUUUCUGAAAACUCUAGAAAUAUGCAUUGAUUGGUAGUAAUAUUUUAUCGAGGAUCAUUGUACAUUAUUUCUCAAAUAUGUAUGCCUCGACGGAAAAUGAAAAAUAAUAAAACACCAGUUACGACAAGGGUUUUAUGUGUCUUAAUUACAUAAAACCGAAAACGAAACUAGGUAUAUAUCAAUAUUUUAUUUAGUCUGUUGUGAUAAAUAUUGAAAAGCAAAUAGUCAUUAAGCAUGAAUCAUUUAUUGUCUCGGUUUGGUGACUUUUGCAAUUAAGACGUAUCUUUGAUUAUGUCUGUUAUGUUGCUGGAUAAAAAUUACUCCUUUUGGAAAUAAUGUAUCUUUACAAUAUACGUCAUGUAAAGAGCUUUGAAUAUUGCAAUAUUCCAAUUAUGGAAAGAACUUGUUGUUGUUAGUUUCCAAGUGUAUGAAGAAAUCAUAGCUUGUUUUCUGUGAUAAAAAGUUAAUGUAAUAUGUUGUGAUUAUUAAAUGUUAUGCGAAGCAAUUAAAUACACUAAUGACAAUUAUAAUGUCUGGCUACGUUGCGAGGAUAUUUGUUAUAAAUACAAGCGUCGGUUGAAUAGGAUAGUGUCUCGAGAAUAACAUUAAUCAAUUACAAACAGUAUUAAAUUGUUACGGUAAAGUUAUUUCAUAUUGGAUCUAAGCUGUUCUUAGAGUAUACACAUUUUGGAGGAUAUGAAGAAUGACAGUUAAUUGAUAACACAUUUGAAAAACGAUCAGUGUUUUGAAGUUUUAACGACAUAAACUAGAAAUCGUUGGCAUGUCUUUAGCCAAUACUGUAUUUUGUAAAUGUAUAGUGAUUUAUUUCAAACAACUGAAAUAAAUAGUGGUGUGUGUAUAUAAAUAUAAUUUUGUAUCAUAUUGAGAUUAAUUGUUGUUGACGAAAUAGUGCUAUUGAUGAUUUCAUUUAAGUGAAUAAACAGUAAGACCUAA
Mercenaria mercenaria is the source of this 3099-nucleotide messenger RNA. Its product is annotated as QRFP-like peptide receptor. The transcript is spliced from 5 exons. Lineage: Eukaryota; Metazoa; Mollusca; Bivalvia; Venerida; Veneridae. Gene Ontology annotation, molecular function: neuropeptide Y receptor activity. The record is from RefSeq and is a predicted model, not a curated record. Gene Ontology annotation, cellular component: membrane. Gene Ontology annotation, biological process: G protein-coupled receptor signaling pathway. Bases 748 to 1890 code for a protein of 380 amino acids.